Molecule: messenger RNA, 3031 nt
Organism: Pundamilia nyererei
Lineage: Eukaryota; Metazoa; Chordata; Actinopteri; Cichliformes; Cichlidae
Gene: mideasa
Product: mitotic deacetylase associated SANT domain protein a
Exons: 12
Coding region: 67-2424 (785 amino acids)
Biological process (GO): regulation of transcription by RNA polymerase II; negative regulation of DNA-templated transcription
Cellular component (GO): transcription regulator complex; histone deacetylase complex
Molecular function (GO): transcription corepressor activity
Source: RefSeq, a predicted model, not a curated record
CAGCAACAUUUGCAGCAACAGCAGCACCAAAUCCAGCAACAUCAAAUCCAACAGCUGCAGCAACAAAUGCAGCAACAGUAUCAGCAGCAGCAGCAGCAGCAGCAGCAGCUCCAGGAGAGACAGCAACAAAUCCAGCAAAUGCAACAACAGCAGCAGCUACAGCAGCAAAAUGUGUCACAGCAAGACACGACACAGCCACAGGUGCAACCAAAACAGCAGCAGACCCAAAACUUCGUCGCUUAUCAGCCUGCCGAGCCGCCUCCAUCUGAAACUGGGUCCAAAGAAGAUGUUCAGUCGACGGAGGAGGAAGCAGAGGCUCAAAGCUGUGACGCGUCAGCCGUUCCUGAUCAAUGCCCCGAAAAGGCCGGCGCAAAUCCCACAGAGCCCGCAAACGCGGCUGCUCCUCGGCGCUCGCGUCGCCUUUCCAGGGAGGGGCAGUCGCCACUGGAUCCCCCUUCCACAAACAUCUGGUCUCAAGCCAAAGAGCCUCCACCGCCCCAAAACGGAGUAGCGGGUGCGCAGGUUGCGAAAGCAGGGGAAAGCCAAGUGACAACAGGAGGGGUCAUCCGUAGGAGAAGGAGAGCAUCCAAGGAGAUCAACUUGGAAACCCUGGCACAGAAGGCGUCAGAGAUGGAGUCCCUGCCUGCAAAAAUUGUAAAGGAAGACGGUGCUUCAAGCAGGCAAGCCACAAUGGUGCCCCUGGUCAUCCCAGUAUCUGUGCCAGUCCACAGAGGUCAAACAGAUCCUCAGGGUGGCUGGGCUCAGGGGCGGCCCGGUCAGGGCGAGCGGCCUGCUGCACCAUCCGAUCGCAAACCUUCUGUUAUUGUGGCUCGCCGGCGAUCGCUGAGAAGCACCAUGACUGAGAGUUUUGCUCAGGAUGAGGAAAGCGAUACAGGACUUGAUGAGGACGGAAAAGCUAAACUGAAGCGCAGGCCACGUCCCGAACCUCUCAUCAUCCCUCCCCCCAAACCAUCCACCUUCAUCGCACCAUCCGUCUACUCCAGCAUCACUUCCUUUCAGAGCAACCUCCGUUCUCCGGUGCGCCUGAUGGACAACCCUCUUAGCUUUCCCCCAUACACGCCACCACCCAUCCUGUCUCCUGUGCGGGAGGGCUCCGGACUCUACUUCUCCACCUUCCUCACUAACAUAGCUGUAACCAACCAAAUCCUGCCGCCCCCGCCUACGCCCAAGUCUGCAGCUCGGAGCCUUCUGCGUUCCACGAGUUCAGACGUUACGCCGCCUAGCUUCACCUUGAACGCCGAGGCUACACCUGUGAGCCUCGAACCACGGAUCAACAUUGGGCAAAAGUACCAGGCAGAAAUUCCUGAUUUGCAAGAUGAAGCUUCUUCCCAGUCCGCCCAGCACAAAGCGGACUUGGUUUGGGUUCCUAUUGAUGACGCCGCCUUCAAACAUGGUGACAAAGAGACCAUGGAGGAUUUGAUGAACAUGGCAUGUUCGAGCGUUUUGAGAGGAGGAGGAACCAAUCAGGAGCUGGCUUUGCACUGUUUUCAUGAAUGUGGAGGAGAUUUCCUUGAAACACUGGGACGUUUGAUGCAUCAGGAUCCAAUUUUCCCCAAAGGCCAUCAAUUGAUAGGUUAUCACUAUUCAGGCUCUGACAGCUGGACAGCAGAGGAGAAGCGGUUUUUCAAUAAGGGGAUCUCUGCCUACAGGAAGGACUUCUUUCUGGUGCAGAAACUGGUGCGGACUAAGACCGUGGCUCAGUGUGUGGAGUUCUACUACACAUACAAGAAGCAGGUGAAAGUUGGUCGCAAUGGGAUUUUAAUGUUCGGCCCUCCUGAUUCACCUGCGGAAAAACACGCAGAGGCAGUCGUGGACGUCAAGAGUUCACAGCAGCCGAAGAUGACUCAAGGUGAAGCGGAUGAGGAUGACAAGAAGAAUAUGUCUUUAGAGCAAAUCAAUGAGAGAAAACAGCAGGCGAGGGUCGCUCAGUCACUACAGGUUCAUGACUAUGCAGGAACAGUGCUGGUGCUCAAAGAGCCAGAUACUGUUCAUAAAGAGGCUCAUCAGUCUCCAGCACUUCCCAGAUCUCGGGCCGAGCCUGCUGCAAAGAAGCCCCGGGUGCCACUGAAGCCCUCGCAGGAACCUGAGCAGAUUUUUCCUUGCAAGAAAUGCAACAGAGUGUUUUAUAAAGUGAAGAGUCGAAGCGCUCACAUGAAGAGUCAUGCCGAGCAGGAGAAGAAGGCUGCAGCGCUGCGUCAGAAGGAGGAGGAGGAGCAGGCAGCAGCUCAAGCUCGAGCCAGGAAGGCGGCGGCGGCGGCGGCAGCAGCAGCGGCGGCGGCAGCUGUGUCUGCUGCAGAGACCCAGCGGGGAGGUAAUGGGAAUGGAGCGUCAGAGCAGGCUGAGGCCAGCAGCCAAGAGGACUCAUCAGAGGGGGAGGAUGACGACGAUGAAGACUGGCAGUGAGACCGAUAUAAAGACGAACAUUAAUGGGAUGGAUUGACGUGUAAAUAGAGGGGAGAUGGUGAACAAAUCAGGGAGGGAGGUGUUUAAAAACACGUGCUCCCCUAUGAGGAGCAGAAUAAGCACAAGAUGCUUUUAAAGUCUUCCUGUUGAUCUUUUCACUUGUUUCCUGACCUGAACUGUUUGUCUUUGACUGUAAUUCAGAUUCACACCGUCAGCGUGUAAGCCACACUCCACAUUUUCACAUUUGUACCUUUGAAAUAAUCAGUUUGUUUUUUUUGUUGGUUUUUUUUUUUUUUGUGUGUGUGUGUGUAAAAUGUCCGUGUGCUAUGCUUCUGCUUUUGCUAAUAGGGCCUUUUUAAAUCUUAUUUAAUUGAACAUAUGUUAAGAUCUUCAAUGGUUGUUUGAUGAAUCAGGAUAUCUUUCUAGCAAUAAAAUGAGAUCAAGGCAAUCAUUACUUUAUAGUUGCUUCCCUUUAAAGACCGAAGCCAUUUUUGUUUCAAAUACUUCUUACAGGAAAAAAAACAGCGCUGAAUUUAGCAGAUUUCUAUCAGAUUUUUAGGUGGGUUGUACACUUAUUUUUAAACUAAGGGACCUUUGAAAUGAAUAU